Messenger RNA from Pipistrellus nathusii (Nathusius's pipistrelle), 1491 nucleotides. The record is from the annotation of a GenBank genome assembly. Lineage: Eukaryota; Metazoa; Chordata; Mammalia; Chiroptera; Vespertilionidae.
AUGGCGGCGGGACCCGGGGCCGCGCUGUCCCCGCGGCCGUGCGACAGCGACCCGGCCACCCCCGGAGCGCGGUCCCCCAAGGAUGACAAUGAAGAUAAUUCCAAUGACGGGACGCAGCCACACAAGAGGCGGCGGACGGGCUCCGGAGACAGCUCCCGGAGCUGCGAGACCUCCAGCCAGGACCUCAGCUUUAGCUACUACCCGGCAGAGAACUUGAUCGAGUACAAGUGGCCGCCCGACGAGACGGGGGAGUACUGCAUGCUGCAGGAGCAGGUCAGCGAGUACCUGGGGGUGACCUCCUUCAAGCGCAAGUACCCAGAUUUAGAGCGCCGGGACCUGUCCCACAAGGAGAAGCUCUACCUGCGAGAGCUCAACGUCAUCACCGAGACGCAGUGCACGCUCGGUUUAACAGCUUUGCGCAGUGAUGAAGUGAUUGACUUAAUGAUUAAAGAAUAUCCGGCAAAACAUGCUGAGUAUUCAGUUAUCCUGCAAGAGAAGGAACGCCAGCGCAUCACGGACCACUACAAAGAGUAUUCUCAAAUGCAGCAGCAGAACACGCAGAAGGUCGAAGCCAGCAAAGUGCCCGAGUACAUUAAGAAAGCCGCCAAGAAAGCCGCCGAGUUCAACAGCAACCUGAACCGGGAGCGCAUGGAGGAGCGGAGGGCGUACUUCGACUUACAGACACACGUCAUCCAGGUGCCUCAGGGGAAGUACAAGGUGUUGCCGACAGAGCGGACCAAGGUCAGCUCCUACCCGGUGGCCCUCAUCCCCGGACAGUUCCAGGAGUAUUACAAAAGGUACUCGCCGGAUGAGCUGCGCUACUUGCCCUUGAACACGGCCCUCUACGAGCCGCCGCUGGACCCGGAGCUCCCCGCGCUGGACAGCGACGGCGACUCGGACGACGCCGAGGACGGGCGCGGCGACGAGAAGCGGAGGAACAAGGGCACCUCGGACAGCUCCUCCGGCAACGUGUCCGAGGGCGAAGGCCUUCCCGACAGCCAGGAGGAGCCUCUCCCGGGGAGACCGCGGCCCAAGGACAAGGCGGCCACCCCGAGGAAGGACGCUGCCAAGCGCUCGGUGCUGCCCAAGUCCGCCCCCGGGUACAAGCCAAAGGUCAUUCCCAAUGCUCUAUGUGGAAUUUGUCUGAAGGGUAAGGAGUCCAACAAGAAAGGGAAGGCUGAACCUCUAAUACACUGCUCCCAGUGUGAGAACAGUGGCCAUCCUUCUUGCCUGGAUAUGACCAUGGAGCUUGUUUCUAUGAUUAAGACCUAUCCCUGGCAGUGUAUGGAGUGUAAGACUUGCAUUAUAUGUGGACAGCCCCACCAUGAAGAGGAAAUGAUGUUCUGUGAUGUGUGUGACCGAGGCUACCACACGUUUUGUGUGGGCCUGAGUGCUAUCCCAUCAGGUCGCUGGAUCUGUGACUGUUGUCAGCGAGCUCCCCCAACGCCCCGGAAAGUGGGCCGAAGGGGGAAAAACAGCAAAGAGGGAUAA